Molecule: messenger RNA, 1680 nt
Organism: Sporothrix brasiliensis 5110
Lineage: Eukaryota; Fungi; Ascomycota; Sordariomycetes; Ophiostomatales; Ophiostomataceae
Product: tRNA (guanine-N(1)-)-methyltransferase
Exons: 1
Coding region: 1-1680 (559 amino acids)
Biological process (GO): tRNA N1-guanine methylation; mitochondrial tRNA methylation
Cellular component (GO): mitochondrial matrix; cytoplasm
Source: RefSeq, a predicted model, not a curated record
AUGAUAGCCGGCCAGAAGCGUCCGCGGCCGAGCAGCAGCGACGACGCUGACGUGGGCAACAACUCCAGCUCUGGGUCAGAGAUGAGCAUCUUUCGACCUCCUGUCCUGCGGACAGCGGCGCUGACGGCGUCCGCAACCCUGAACAAGGCGCUGUUCACACGCACAUUUGAUAUUGCGGCAGCACAAGUGCACGACAACCGCCUCAUCUCCAAGUACCAGAAGGCGCUGAACUCGAGCAAAGAGCUGCUACGCGUCGAGCGCGUAGCGUCUGUGGCUGAUGUCCCGGAGGCACCGGCAGAACGAGCCACCGACGCCGCCGCUCCGGCCAAGCCAGUCCCCAAGCGGAAGUGCUUGCUGCUGCGACCGGGCAUCGUGGCGUCGUCCCCCGACACGUGGAGCGACGUGCUCAAGCAGGGUGUUGAGAAGAGCGAGCUUGGCUUGAUUCCUUAUCAACUGACCCUACACUACGAACACUGGACGUCACGCGAGGUGCUCGUGUCGGUGCUGCCUGAAGAGUUUCACGACGACAUCCCGACGGGAUUCAACACCGCCGGUCAUGUGGCGCACCUCAACCUGCGAGACCGCUUUAAGCCUUACAAGCACAUUGUGGCAGAGGUUCUGCUCGACAAGAACCCGCAGCUGCGCACGGUUAUCAACAAGAUCGACCUUGUCGGCACAGAGUCUGUCUUCCGCACGUUCCCCUACGAGGUGCUGGCCGGGCCCGACGACAUGGAUGUGGAGGUGCGCGAGAACGCAUGCACGUUCCGCUUCGACUACAGCAAGGUGUACUGGAACAGCAAGCUGGAGCCGGAGCACACGCGGCUGCUGUACCUGUUCAAGCCCGGUGAGGUCGUGGUGGACCUGAUGGCAGGCAUCGGGCCGUUUGCGGUGCCCGCAGGUAAGCGUGGUGUCUUUGUCUGGGCCAACGAUAUGAACCCCGACAGCUACGAGGCGCUCGGAAAUGCCAUCCAGCGCAACAAGGUGGGGUCGUACGUGCGGCCGUUCAACGAAGACGGCCUGGUGUUCAUCCACCGGUCGGCAGACCUGGUGCGUGAGUCGUCCGAGGCAAACGAGGGUGCCCUUGACGUCCCCGACACGGUGGCCCCGAGGAAGCAAGGCAGUAAGCCGGCACCAGCACAGGCGCCGACAUCAGCGCAGGCCGCAAGGGAAGAUGCUGCGGCUGCUGCAGGCGGUCCCAGGGCGAGGAAACAGCCGCCGCCGCCCCGAAAGCACGUUCCUGUCCCUCCGACCAUCUCACACUUCAUCAUGAACCUUCCAGCCUCGGCCAUUACGUUCUUGCCUCGUUUCCGGGGACUGUAUGCUGGCCACGAGGACCUCUUUUCCCCGGCCGCGGGUGGCGAGGCGCCAGCCGGCAAAGUCUAUCCCAAACUACCCAUUGUGCACACGCACUGCUUUGCACCCAAGGACGAUGACCAGAGCAUUCCCUUUGGCGACGUGUGUGCCCGCGUGUCGGCAGAGCUCGGUGUGCCAAUGACGCUCUGCUCGCAGUACGAGGACAUGGAGAACGAUGACCCGCUGGCGGGCGACCCAAGGAACCUGGUCUAUGUGCACAAUGUGCGGGCCGUGGCACCUCAUAAGUCCAUGUUUUGUGCCAGCUUCCGGCUUCCGGCAUCCGUGGCGUUCGCGCCGAGGACAGAGACGGCGGCAGAAGCAGAAUAG